CCUCAGUCUGUCAGAGCGUCGGGUCGCCAUUGUUACCGCUUCUGACUUGGGUACUUGGAGCUGAUGCCCGGCUCCUUGCCCGGGGACAGCCCUACCUCACCCUUAGCGAGGUCUCCGCCACCCCUCCCGGCGUCCGUACACAGAAGUGGCGGAGGCCCCGAGCUCCGAUUCCAGCCCGUUCCGCUAUGAGCAAAAGGAAGGCGCCGCAGGAGACCCUCAACGCGGGGAUCACCGACUUCCUGACGGAACUUGCAAACUACGAGAAGAAUGUGAACCGAGCAAUCCACAAGUACAAUGCUUACAGAAAAGCAGCCUCUGUGAUAGCCAAGUACCCAAGCAAAAUAAAGAGUGGAGCAGAAGCAAAGAAACUGGAUGGAGUAGGAGCAAAAAUUGCUGAGAAGAUUGAUGAGUUUUUAACUACUGGAAAAUUACGUAAACUGGAAAAGAUUAGGCAGGAUGAUACAAGUUCAUCCAUCAAUUUCCUGACACGAGUUAGUGGUAUUGGUCCAUCUGCUGCAAGGAAACUUGUAGAUGAAGGAAUUAAAACAUUGGAUGAUCUUAGGAAAAAUGAAAACAAAUUGAACCAUCAUCAGCGAAUUGGACUGAGAUAUUUUGAAGACUUUGAGAAGAGAAUUCCCAGGGAAGAGAUGUUACAAAUGCAAGAUAUUGUAUUGAAUGAAAUUAAGAAAGUUGAUCCAAAAUACAUUGCUACAGUCUGUGGAAGUUUCCGCCGAGGUGCAGAGUCAAGUGGAGAUAUGGAUAUUCUCCUCACCCAUCCUAGCUUCACUUCUGAGUCAGCUAAACAGCCCAAGCUGUUGCAUCAAGUUGUAGAACAACUACAGAAAGUACACUUCAUCACAGAUACUCUGUCAAAGGGGGACACAAAGUUUAUGGGUGUGUGUCAGCUAUCAAGUGAAGUUGACGAUGUUGCAUAUCCAUAUAGAAGAAUUGAUAUCAGGUUGAUUCCCAAGGACCAGUAUUACUGUGGUGUUCUUUACUUUACUGGCAGUGAUAUUUUCAAUAAGAAUAUGAGGGCCCAUGCCCUAGAAAAGGGUUUCACAAUCAAUGAGUAUACAAUCCGGCCCUUGGGAGUCACUGGAGUUGCUGGAGAACCCCUCCCAGUGGACAGUGAGAAAGACAUCUUUGACUAUAUCCAGUGGAAAUACCGAGAACCCAAGGACAGAAGCGAGUGAUGCCUUUAUUGAUGCCAAGAAUCACCACACAGCAGUCUUUAUUUCUUGAACUUUACUGUGUAAGGGUCCUUACUGUUUAUAAGUGAUAACUUCCUUUUCACUUUUUAGCCUUGUAAUCAUUAAACUAUCCAGCACAAUCAAGUUGUAUUAUUCUUAUUUUAUUAGCAAAUAGAUCAGUUUAAAUAUACAUAUUUUAUUCAUGUUUAUUCUUUUUGAAGGGUUUAAGAUAAAUACCAUGAAGAGAGAGAAGGAAAACUGGUUGAUCUCUGCUAGAGAUUUUACUCUGUCACUUUGUGCCCUACUUAAGAAGGAUUUCUCAGUGCUGUUUCCUAGGCCCUAACUGUACUUCAACCAGAUACCUUAUGCUUGGGCUUCAGGAAACAAUGGCUUAUUAGGGGUUUUUUAAGUCUAUUUCAUUCUUCUGUUGAUCUCACAACUAAUACUUGUAACCUAAACAGCUAUAAUGUCCCUUGAAAAGAAACUAGCACCAGCAAAUUGGCUAAGUCAAACUAGUUCAUCUUUCUGUGUUUACAAGAAUUAAAUUAUGCCCUCUUCACUUUUUUUGGCAUUAUCAUUCAAGUGUUAUGAAUAAAAAUCACAAGUAGGAAGGCCAGGGUUUUUUUAAGUGAAAUGUGUAUUUUUCAGUUCUAGAAUUCCUUGGGAGUUAUAAUUCCAUAAC
Molecule: messenger RNA, 1872 nt
Organism: Dromiciops gliroides (monito del monte)
Lineage: Eukaryota; Metazoa; Chordata; Mammalia; Microbiotheria; Microbiotheriidae
Gene: POLB
Product: DNA polymerase beta
Exons: 14
Coding region: 186-1193 (335 amino acids)
Biological process (GO): double-strand break repair via nonhomologous end joining
Cellular component (GO): nucleus
Molecular function (GO): DNA binding; DNA-directed DNA polymerase activity
Source: RefSeq, a predicted model, not a curated record